CUCCAGAAAAAGCUUCCAACUCAAACCAGCAGCAAAGAAGAAGAAAUGUCCCCAUUGCGCAUGCGUACACCACGUACACCGAUGCUGAUCAGAGCUGCUGGUCUUCUUGGCUGCUGGCUAAGCUAACGUUGUCUGUCACAGUCGCACACAUUGGGGCUUAGCAGGGGGAGGAAGGAGAAGAAGAAGAAGAAGAAGGGCCACAAGACCCACAAGCCGCCUGCUACGACAAUGGCCGGGCAGCAGUUCCAGUACGAUGACAGCGGCAACACCUUCUUCUAUUUCCUCACGUCCUUCGUGGGACUUAUUGUGAUCCCGGCCACAUAUUACCUCUGGCCCCGGGAUCAGAAUGCUGAACAACUGCGUCUGAAGAGCCUGAGGAGGGUACAUGGCAGGUGUCUGUGGUACCGGCUCAGGCUGAUGAAGUCACAGCAGAGCAUUGUCCCAACACUAAAGAAAGCAGCCUUGUUAUUUGGCUGGGCUGUGUUCCUGCUACUAGCCUACAAGGUGUCCAAGCUGGACAGAGAGUACCAGGAGUAUAAUCCAUAUGAAGUCCUCAACUUGGACCCGGGUGCAUCACUGUCAGAAAUCAAGAAGCAAUACCGUGUACUGUCGCUCAAGUACCAUCCCGACAAAGGUGGAGAUGAGGCCACAUUCAUGAGAAUUGCCAAAGCCUAUGCUGCUCUGACCAAUGAACAAUCGCGACAAAACUGGGAAAUAUACGGUAACCCGGAUGGUCCGGGAGCCACCAGCUUUGGUAUUGCCCUGCCAGCCUGGAUUGUUGACCAGAAGAACUCAAUGCUGGUGCUGCUGGUUUAUGGACUAGCCUUUAUGGUCAUCCUUCCUGUUGUUGUGGGCACAUGGUGGUACCGCUCCAUCCGAUACAGCGGAGACCAGAUCCUCAUCAACACCACCCAGCUCUUCAUGCAUUUCAUGUACAAGACGCCCAACAUGAACAUGAAGCGGUUAGCCAUGGUGUUGACAGCAGCGUUCGAGUUUGACCCUCGCAGCAAUAAAGACGCCACCAUACGACCAACAGACAACAUCGAAGUGCCACAGUUGAUCCGCGAGUUGGGGAAUAUCAACGUGAAGAAGAAGGAGCCUCCAUUCUGCUAUCCUUACAGUUUGAAGGCCAGGGUCUUAGUGCUUGCCCACCUGGCACGCAUGGAUGUAUCAGAAGAGUUGGAGGAAGAUCAGAGGUUUGUGGUGAGGAAGAGUCCAGCUCUCCUCCAGGAGAUGAUCAACGUGGGCUGUCAGCUCACCAUGAUGGCCAACAGCAGAGGAGGUUUCCAUGCUCCUCGACUGGUAACCAUAGAGAACUGUAUGAAGCUGACCCAAAUGAUAGUGCAGGGUCUGCAGGAGUCAAAGUCACCACUGUUACAGCUGCCCCACUUUGAGGAGGAGCACCUUCGCUACUGCGUCUCUAAGAAGUAUAAAGUUCGGAGCCUCCAGGACCUGGUGAGUCUCAAGGACUCCGACAGACGCAGCAUGCUGCGUUUCCUGGGGGAGGAGAAGUACGAUGAGGUCAUAUCUGUGCUGGGCAGCUUCCCUCACAUCGCCAUGGACACCAAACUGCAGGUCCUUGAUGAUGAAGACAGCAAUAACAUCACAGCAGGCUCUAUUGUCACAGUAACGGUCACCUUAACCAGAAAACGGAUGCAGGAGGUGUUUGAAAAAGAGCAGGAUUCAUUACCGUGUCUAACAGAGGAGUCUGCCACUACAGAGGAAGCGCAGGGCGACACGAGUAAAACCAAAACAAAAGUUUGGCAGAACAAGAGUAAAGCGACUAAGAAGACAGCCAAGUCCAAGAAGAAAAAAUUAACCAAGAAGAAGGCCACUCCUGCGCCUGCUAAAGCCAAGCAGGCCAACGGCAACGUGGCAGGAAAUGAAAUCGUAGCAGCACCAGCAGUAGCUGCAGUCGUGAAGGAGGAGGAGGAGGAGGCCUCAGACAAGGGCAGCGAGUCGGAAGAGGGCGAAGCCACCAAGGACUCUCCCAGCGAGAGAGACGAAGACAGCGACAAACAAAGCGACACGGAGGUGGACGAGAUGGCUGGCGACGAUGAAGAGGAGUGGGAGGCGUUGCAGCAAAGCAUCCAGCGGCGAGAGCGGGCUCUGCUAGAGACCAAGUCAAAGGUGACGCACCCCGUCUACAGCAUCUACUUCCCCGAGGAGAAGCACGAGUGGUGGUGGCUCUACAUCGCCGACCGCAGAGAUCAGACCCUCGUCUCCAUGCCCUACCACGUCUGCACGCUAAAAGACACAGAAGAGGUGGAGCUGAAGUUUCCAGCCCCCUCUAAAACAGGCAACUACCAAUAUUCUGUCAUCCUCCGUUCCGAUUCCUACCUGGGACUGGACCAGAUCAAACCACUCAAGCUGGAGGUCCACGAGGCCAAGGCCAUGCUGGACAACCACCCGCAGUGGGACAUCCCCGACACGGAGGAGGAGGACGAGGAGCAGGAGGACAGCGACGGCAUCGAGGAGAGCGAAGACGACGACGAGGACAACGACUGAACGCGGAUACACACACACACACACGCUCGCUCAGCCCCCUCCAUGGACUGGCCACCCACCCACUCCUGACCCCACAACAGCACUCAAGAGCAGUGAACGAGGGGCAGCAAAGCUGUGCCCGCCACACACACACACACACACACACACACACACACACACACACACCAAACACACACAGAAUCACUGGGGACAGUUUCUACACACAGAGCCCUCCUUCUUCUCCUCCAUUUUAUCUUUACAUGGACUGUGACCCCGCCCCCCUCCCAUUUCCCCCUUUUCUACAGAGACUUGUUCGUUCACUUUCCGUCGCUGGGCGGAAGAGAAUUCUGUGAAUACUUUACCCAGGCCCAGGUGUGUGUGAGUGGGUGUGCACGUAAGAGUGCGAGUGGAUGGUGCGUGUGUUUGUAACAAUGUAUGUGUUUGUACAGGUAUGAAAGAUUGACACACUGUGGACUGGAGGACCUAUUAUCUGGGCUCUUUUCUUCUUUUUUCUCGAGGGGUGGAGAGGGGGGGGAUGUAUAACAGCUAAUUCCGUUUGCAAAAUUAACAAAAAACCUCCGUAUGGAAAAUCGUGACAUCGCUCUCGCUCCUAAUUUAAAAAAAUAAAUCACUCGGCACCGAUGUUUUCCACACCAAUGAUACUUUCUAUUGUACACUUAAAACUGCAGACGUGUGAGCUUUAGCCCUAUUCGUCGGGGGAUAACACAUAAACCAUAAGGACGUUUGCUCCUUUCAGCGCAUGGGGGGCACAGUUGAGUCUUGUCAGGUUUUUUUUUUUUUUUUAUUUUAUUUUCCGCUGUCAAACCAGCCAGUCACUUGUAUGUACUUGUACUCACUGUAUGUUUAAGGAGAUGUCUAUACAGGUAGACACUGUCAAACUGUUUUUUCUGAAAGAGGUCGAAAGCAGGUGGAUCUUGAAAUGAAUUGACCUCACGUAUAAUGGGGGGAAAAUGGCAAAACUUGCAGUGUUAAGAUUUGUUUGAAUUAUUGAGUACUCUUCUUGUCCAUAUACUACAUACAAGUUUUGAGUUUUCAGUCUUUUUAAGGGGCUCAGAUACUGAUAUAUAUAUAUAUAGAUAUACAUACUUGUGGCUUUUCAGAGAAGUGACUUCCUUUUCUCUUCAUCCUUUUUUUUUUUUUUUUCCUUUUACAAUUGUAGCACAUUCCAGUGUAUACUCGGUGUCCGAAAAGGCCUUAUGAAUACAACUGAAAUACCACAACGUUACAAGUCCUUGGGUGCUAUGCAUCAGUGGUUUCUUGGGAGAGCAGAGGAAAAAAAAGUUUCUUUUGUGUUUUGUAACAGUUUUUUCUUUUGUUUUUAAGUUAGUGUCUCCAUAGUAACCUAUAGCUCCUGAGUCAUGGAGUACAUAUCACUGAUCUCUGAUCUGAAGAGGAUUAGCAGUCGUACGUGACAUAUGACCGGCCCUGCGUUAAAGGGAUCGGAGUAUGAGGUCCCUGACACGCAACGCACUCAUGAUCUGAAAAGUGUCUCAAACAAAAAAACCUGUUGAAAGUAACUUUUAGUGUAAGACUUGGCAUAUUCUGUCCAGCACCUUUAGUCAGAAUGACCUCUGUUUUGAAAUUACAACUGCCAUUUCAGAUGGAGUUUUUUUCCCCUACCACAUCUCCUCAAGGAUUUUCGUUUCAAUUUUUCUGUUUGAGGAAUACAGAGCAGUUGUGGCUAACAAAGAGGAACCCACUUUCAUUUAAAAUUAGUUUUUGUUGUUGUUAUAUUAUAACAAAUGUAACUCAUUGUCUUGUUUUGUUCCAAUCUAACCUUGUUUUUUUGGGGUUUUUUUUACAUCUGUUAGACUCAUGAGUGCAAAAAAGAAAAAGAAAAUCAGAGCUUCCUCGUGUAGCUCUGCGGGCUCUCACUGUAUGUCGACGACUUGACAGUGUUUAACAGAAAUGACUAAUCUUUCAUCAUGACUUUCCACACUUAGUUAAAAGUUUCUACUGGUAUAUACUAGUGUGUUAUGUUAGUGCAGGAGAGGGAUAAAGGUAUGAAUAUCUCUGGGCACGCUCUCUCUCGACACACUCGACACAAAACUCACAUGCGCUCACUCUUCCCUCCCGUAAUUGCGUUCAAAGCCGGUUAACAUUGUACUCUGAGUAUUUAUCGCUCUGCAAUAGAAUGUAGCAUCAGUGAUUUACGCUGUGUGGAGAAAAAAAACAAAAAACACUGCAGUGAGGUUAAAUACGACACCAUCUCUUCCCAUGACAGACCUUGUCCAGGCGACUGGCCGGCAGGCCGCCUCAGUUUGGACAAACUACCCCCAAUGACUAUCUAUCUGCCACUUUUGUUUACAAAGGAACUGUCAUUGUAAAUGGAAAAAUAUAUUAUUUGUAUUUAAAAUCAUUUCAAAUAAAAACUUUUAAAUGA
Molecule: messenger RNA, 4891 nt
Organism: Sebastes umbrosus (honeycomb rockfish)
Lineage: Eukaryota; Metazoa; Chordata; Actinopteri; Perciformes; Sebastidae
Gene: sec63
Product: SEC63 homolog, protein translocation regulator
Exons: 20
Coding region: 229-2508 (759 amino acids)
Biological process (GO): post-translational protein targeting to endoplasmic reticulum membrane; SRP-dependent cotranslational protein targeting to membrane
Cellular component (GO): Sec62/Sec63 complex
Molecular function (GO): transmembrane protein transporter activity; RNA binding
Source: RefSeq, a predicted model, not a curated record